AUGAUCGUCACCACCGCCAUCUCGUGGCGGAACACCGGCGCCGGCGCAUCACCGGUGGCCCUGGCGCUGGAAUUCGCCGGGCUCCACUGCCCGGGGGGCGCCGCGGCCAAAGUGGCUUCCUCGGGGGCCCGUGUGCCCCUGGGCUGGCCCGCCCGGCUCCUCUGCCGAGGGGUGAAACUCAAGCAGCGGCUCGUUUCGGGGCUCCUACUCGCCGCAUCGGCCAUCCUCUUCCUAACCCUCGUGCGCAUCACCGGAGUCCGCCAGGCGCCGUUCGCGUCGCCGGCGCAGGGUUGGGUGCCCAGCCACCGCAAGGGAGUCGCCGGACCGUCGGCGCAGCAGGCUGGACCCGAUCCGUCGGGAGUCCUCGGCAAGAGACUUCUGACCAAGGCCUCCGUCGAAGGAGGUUCCAAGAGAACGGCCAGCGAAGCCGCGGGAGCCGGAGGCCAAGCGGAUCCCGGCCCGGGUUCGCUGGCGUCUUCGCUAGCUCCUCCACCAGUGCUCAAUCGCAGCAAGCCCUUGGCUGCGGCAGCCAAGGGUUCGAAUAAGAAUGAUGCCGCGGCAAGCAGCGCACUUGCCGGAAGCAAAAAACGGCCCGGCAACGCAGCAGCUGCUGGCAGUGCGGAGAAGGAGGUGGUCGACGGCGAACCGCAACAGAGGCCGCAUGACCCUUUCGAGGACCUGGUUCACAUCGCCUGGCCCCCGACCGAAACGCGCCGAGCGGUCGUCAGGCCGCGGCGCUACAACCCCACGCUCGGGCACAUCCUUCAGAUCGAGACCAGCCACAACAUGACCAGCUGGGAGCAGUUCCAGACGGGCAUCGCGCGUGAGUGGCUCUACCCUGAGAACUCGCAACUGAUCGAGCGCAUCCUCCACGAGAUGGCGACACUGCCCAUCGUCCAUGUCGGCCUCAAAGAUGGCGGCACGCAGCUGAAGCUCAUCAUCGACUACGAAAAUGGCGGACAGGCUCUCUUCAAGCCCAUGAGGUUCUCUCGUGAAACAGAGACCAACCCGAACCACUUCUACUUUGUCGACUUCGAGCGACACAACAGUGAGAUUGCCGCCUUCCACCUCGACAGGCUCCUGGGGUUCCGGCGGGCGCCACCCGUGGUUGGCCGAGCGCUGAACAUGACGACCGAGAUCUACGCCAUCACGGACGAGGACAUCCUCAAGACGUUCUUCGUCUCUCCGGCCAACAACCUGUGCUUCCACGGCAAGUGCAGCUACUACUGCGACACGUCUCACGCAAUCUGCGGGAACCCGGACAUGCUGGAGGGCAGCUUCGCGGUCUUCCUCCCUUCCAAGGACAUCGCGCCUCGCAAAUCGUGGAGGCAUCCGUGGCGCAGGUCGUACCACAAGCGGCGGAAAGCUAAGUGGGAGCUAGACGACGACUACUGCGUCCAGGUGCGCAGCACGCCCCCUUACGACCGCGGGCGGCGACUGCCCGACCUCAUGGACAUGGCCGUCUUCGACUUCCUCAUAGGCAACAUGGACCGGCACCACUACGAGACGUUCCUCUCGUUCGGCAACAACUCUUCGCCGCUACACCUCGACCAUGGGCGAGGCUUCGGCAAGCCCAACCACGACGAGCUGAGCAUCCUGGCGCCGCUGUACCAGUGCUGCCUGCUGCGGCGGUCGACGCUGCGGCGGCUGCUGUCGUUCCACAACGGGCCGGAACCGCUGAGCGCGGCCAUGCGUCGCUCGCUGCGCCGCGACCCCGUGGACCCGGUGCUGACGGAGCCCCACCUGAGCGCCCUGGACCGGCGGGUCCAGCUGGUGCUCGAGGUGCUGCGAGAGUGCGUGUCCGAGCGAUCGGCCGCCGAGGUGAUCAUCGUGGACGACGCCUGAAAAGCGCGCGUUCCACUCGCUUCCGCCGCCGGUCCUGAAACGUCCAGUACAUAUCAGGUCGCUCUCCGUGGCCAGGAUCAUCCAAUGGACACCAGCGCAGGCUUAGACCGACCAGGACUCGUCCGAUGCGAUUUCGUCAACCCGCCGCGCCGUCCUCUUCGGAGAUGCCUGACCAACUGUGCUCUCGCUGGUCGAAAGUGUUACACGCAGCGCGCCGUGAAGUGGACGCUUGGACGUGCAUACUGGACAUGUUUCUUGCUUUCUUUGUUAUUUCGACGUCCCCGCAUUUGUGAAAUGAUCGAAGUGAUUGACAGUACAAGUGAGUUCGCCGCUGGCUUGAACGCUUGCGACGCUCAUAGGCUUCGGUUCGCUGCGGCAACCACGUCGUCGACGGGGCAAGCAGACCUUUCCGGGUGGCCCCUGCUGCACGGAAACGUACCGUGUUAGCGACGCAUUGCCUGUGCUCCCUCUCGGUAAUUGCGCGCAGUGUCGUAGAAGCGCAGCUGCUUGAAGUCAUCGCAAGUCAUUGAAGUUAAGCCACUGGGUCCAUCAGCUGUCGCGCGUGCCGGAUAUGCGUUAUUAAUCUUCGUUCUUUCGGGUACUCUGGACGUUUGGCAGCUCUGCAGCUUUCUGUGUUCGAAGGAACGCGCGUCUCACACUAUAGACUGAAGGCGUAUUCGCUGGCUCGUCUGGUGUUUGGGGCUACUGUGAACGCUCGCUAUAACGAAAGUUGUCUAAACUUCAGGCUGCAGUGAACACUCGUUGUAACGAAGUCACCCGUCGCUUAAGCAUUACUCGACAUAACGUCGCGCCGUCCUAAGAUAUACUAUCACUGGUUAGAAUGAAGCACCAUUAGCCGAAAUGUGGUUGUACUCGGUAUUACGUUUAUAGUGAUCAUAUACGUAUAGCGACAUCCCCGCUUUUCUUUUUUUACCGCGAUAGCGUUUAGGGCCCCGUGUCGCAGAAAAUCCGGCGUCGGCAUUGCCGCGCGCGGCCGAGGAAAUCAUCCCCAACCACGCAGGCGCUCGAAAUAUAUUUUACCACUAAAGUUGCUCACACUUUGCAAGCUGCAUUCUUUACAAAGUUAUUCCUCGGAAUUUUUUAGAGUGACAGCCUACAAACAAAUGCCACGAAACAAAACACCGACAGCGCAUGCCAUUUUAUCCUAAAUCUUCUCAGGCUGAAAUAUUAAAGGUGCAAACAAUAAAAGAAGGCCGGCCCACGAAAGAGGCCGCGUUUCUACCAGAAAGCGCGCCUGCGUGCAUAGCGUUCACCGUCCAGCGUUUCCCGGUAAACAUUACGGUUACAUAUGCUGCAGUUGCCGGGAAGCGUGAGAAACAGUCGAGGAUCUUUGGAUGCUAUCGCGUUCCACUCUUGAAGGCGAAGCUUAAGCGUCCUCCAAAUUUUAUCAAGACAUUCAUCAUAUGCAGUCUUCUUCCCACCUGCUGACUGCGUUCUAACGUUCUAACGCUGUAAAGCGAGGAUUAAAAUUAUCACUCUUUGUUCGCAACGCCACGAAAAAUAUCUAGUGGUUCCAUAAUAAUUUCUACUGCAUUUAAAUUUAUUCUGGUCUUUGCUUACAUGCCGUUUCCGAGGAAACUCUCUGCCGUCCUCUUCCUUGUAGCAUGUGCGGCGUAUGUGUCAUCAGCUGCGCAGUAAAAUUUCGUUAUAACGAGGUCGAUUCGUUCAAACUGCCGUUAAACUCAACGUCCUGCCGCCAGUCCCGCAAUGGUAUCAUUACAUUUGUGGCACCUCCGCUUUUGCCGAAGUUCUGCUGGUACCAAAAUUCUCGCCGUCUUGUUAUUUAUAUUCGUCGUAUAUAUAAUGUGCGUCUGUCUCCUUUGCACUAAACAUCUGCUGUAAACUAAUUGUGUUAUUUCGCUUUUCCAGAGCUGUGCGGCAUGCACUAUUCAGAAUGCCUUCGUUUUUAUUGGUUUAUCGCUUAGAACGCAACCUUUGUCCGUCCCGCACAGACUUCGUUAUAGCGGGGCCAUCCCGCUGUCUUCGUUAUAGCGAGGCUGCAUUGCUACCUUGUUUCGGGCACAGAGGAAACGCGUUUGGUGGCGAUUGCCAGGCGAUUCCUGAUCGAAGUUUCAGCCCCAAGUGGCACCUACUGACAUUGGCGCGGUUACCAGACGAAUCCGAAAACGGAAGCGCUUGUAUUUGCGCCCCCCCCCCCCCCCCCCUUGUGAAGUUGCGUUCAGUCAAAGUUUGUAGCAGAAGUUAUUAUCCGAACGUACGUCUAUGUUAUGCUUCAUCUGCUACUGUGGGCGUCUUGCGAGUGGCGCGAACUUCUGGCGUAGGAUUUAACCAUCCCCCGACAAGAAAAGUUGCGCAAUGCCAAAGAACGUUUAUAAAAUUCUCUUUAAAUAAACAGCGUCGCGACGUGCCGCCAGGAGUGCUGCUGUUCCCGGUUCCUUCUCCAUACGUUAGUGCUAACACGUGCGCACCUGAAUAAGACGGUUGCCGAGAGGGAGCAUAUGUUUCUUAGCUACAGCGUGACGUACGCUUCGGACCUGUGCAUUUAACGGCGGUGUUUGCCCGUUUCUCGUCGCUGGUGACGUGCGAUGACGUCAUUUCCGCCUUUCGCCAAAACCGUGUGUCGUCUCGAGCUGAUGUGCGUGUCAGUGUUCGACGUGUGUGUUUCUCCUGCCACCUCGGCAUUGGGGUGCGUUACUACCUUGUUUCGCGCACAAAGGAAAAGCGUUUGGUGGCAAAUUCCAGGCGUUUCCUGAGCGUGUCGAGAAAUAAGAUUUAGCCCGACGUGACACCUACUAAGCACACGUAAGAUGAUAGAAUCAUGCUUACGUGGGUUGCGGCCACAGUCGGUCGUUUGUGGCCGCUCGCCGGACUUCGAUUGAGCAGAGUGUCUACCGGUGCAGAGAAGUGUUACGUUCUCGGUCACAGUUAAGUAGAACGUAUAUUGCACUUUUCUUGUCUAGGUUUACCGGAACGGAGAGAUAACGACUGGCUACGAGGGCACAAUUUUCGUUUUUGUAUCAGUCGCGAAGUUUAUUGAAGGCACAAAAACAUCGAGCGUUCGCCGUACUUGCGCGCGUUGUCGCUGCCGUACUGCCGUCAAACUGUGACGUAAGUGCCAGCCACUGUGGCAGUGGCGCCAUCUUGUGAAGGCACGUUGAACCAAGCUUAUGCACAACAGAACUGUUUCGUCGCGUUUUUUUUUUUUUUUUUUUUUUUUUUGGCUACGCGCAUUUUCAAAAGGUGUCGCCACUAUUGCACCAAGGCUCUUGGCCAGUCUGACAGGACGACGAUGAUGAUGAUGUGCGCAUGUAAUGUAGCUUCAUGCCGGCGCCGCAACAGCGUCACGUGAUGCGUCCAGUGCGCUUCACAUAUCAAUAAUGCGAGCUCACGGUAGCGCUUGCCUAACAAAAGGUUACACUUUUGCUCAAUUUCAGGUAUAUCUUUUUCUUGUUUACAAUACGUUCCUUUUAUGAUGUCAGUCACGUUUUGUAUUUGGAUAAAGAGUUCCAAUUGAACUCUUGGCAGCUUCGGAGUACACACCGCUACGUGUGACAGCCUCCUCGGUUAUUCGAGUUAAUUGUAGUUUGUACGUCGAAGAUACGAAGCGCCUUUUCGCGAAGCUAACGAUAGCAUUGCAUUUACACAGAUUACAUCGUGUUAUUUCUCCAUAUCUCGCCGCACAAGGUACUGUCAGUCGGUACGGCGUAUUUUAUCUUUUGCUUCAGGAUGUCUGAUUACACUUAUCGCACUGCUGAUGAGGCAUGGCUCCCUCAAAGCUUUUUUUUUUCUUUCUUUUUUGUACCUGUGUGAUAUAAAGCUCUCUAGUCUAACUGCAACGUUUUUCACUUGUCAGCGCCACUAACGCAUGUGCCUGCUGGAUUAUUGGUAACCGACUGAGGCCGUCCGGUAUUGUUGGCAUAAUUAUUGGCAAACCACAUGUUGCUUGUGACGUCAGUGGCACAUGAUAUUAUUUUUAAUAGUUACGCGCGUCAUACAAUUUCAUUGAAAUUCGCCUCGAAGAUUACGUGUUUUGCAGGAGUUGCGAGGUGCGUGGCGAUUGCUGGUGGAGCUGAAAACCGCUCGCCGGGUAUACAUUUCACAAAACCGCAAAACCCGCGAGCUCUGAUUGUGACGUCAUCUGUAGGUAGGCCGACGCUUAAAGACCAUGCCUUGGAAUGAACAUCGCGCUGAGUGUUGCACGCUUCCCCCAUUGAACUGUAUCGGCCGUCUGUCGACCUACACGUUUGAAUUCACUUCACACUUUUUAAUUCACACUUGUGAAAGUGCGUAGGCCUUGAACUAUCUAGAUGGCAUUGAUAUACAGCACGCUUGGCAGUUCGUGGAACUACCGACGACGGCGUUAUCUUUAGAAGCUUAAUCGUUUCGGGCACUUUCGUAUGCUCGGCAAGUCCAAUCAAUCCUUUCGAAGGAAAAAAAAAUGUCCCAACGUGGAAGCCAAACUGUGAAUUCAGUUGAGAGGAAGUGUGUUUACUGUACGAGCGUGAGUGUUUGGUGCGUGCGUGCCUUUGCUGUGAGAUUGCGUGAAGACCUCUGUGUGCGCGUAGUGUGGCAGUCGCAUGGCAUCGGCCACAACCCUUGUUCUUGCAUUUAUCGCGUCCUCCACCAGGUGCGCUCGCAUUCGCAUGUUCCUCUAUACGUCGACGUGUGUGGGCUGACGUUUUGUUUUUAUAGAGCUUCACUGAUAAACGAAUGGUCAGUGUUUAUAAGGUAAGGCGUGUGUGUUUCUGAGUGUAUCGACGUCUCCUCUUUUUUGUCUCAGCAUCGCAGAGUCUCUCAGAACUCGUGUGUUCAAAGAGUGUCACGUUGAAACGCACUGCAAUGGUUGUGUACAGGCACAGUUCGAACUGUAUUUUGUGGGUUUUUCGGCGUGCGGUGUAUAGUACGUGUCCCAUGGAUGAGCGACAGCGUCGGUGUAGAAGGAACACUUGUGCCGUCUCAGCUCCGUUAUAUAUGUUGUGCGUGUGUGUGCGUACUCGAACCCCGUUCAAAGCCCCGAAAAUACGCGCCUUAUACGUGUACAGCCGAUGUUGGUUCUUCGAAGGCCUUCCUCUCGCUUCUCUCAAAGCCUCCCGGUGACAAUCGAAUAUAUCGUCUUUCUUGCUUCGUGAAGCCUCGUAUGCUAUAAUUACAGUGUCCGGGACCUUAACUUUGUAGCGGAACGUCAUAGCACACAAGGAAUGCUGUCCUGGUACUGCACGUGGUACACGGGCUAAGCGUUAUACUCUACAGCAUGCGCAGACAACUCGAAAAGCGUGGAUCUGCGCAAGCUUAGAACAAUUGUGUGGCUCCAAAUGGUUGCUUAGCGUCUGAUAUUUUUUUUUCAUACAAUGCUGGAGAUUAUACUGCCCUCCCUCUACUACAACCGAUGUCGUCUAGCUUUCGAGAGAUGAACUUGACCGGUCAGACGCAAAGGUGCUAUCCCUAGCAACCCUUAAGGCAGGGCCAAUGUGGGCCCAGUGUAGAACCAACGCGAGCCACCGUCGUCCCGUGUAGGGCCUACAUUGGCAUUACCUUGCCUUCUGUCACAGUGUUAGGCCUACGUUGGCUUCGCCUAUACUGUGAGAUACUCGCCUAUUCACUAUACUGAGAUUGCGAGGACGUCAGAAGUGGUUGUGCAUUGGUGCGCGAACCCGUGUACGGCGUGCCACGUACUCGGAGAGUAUUCCCAAUGGGCUAUGACUCUCCGGUGCCUCCGCCAUUGCGUCCUGUUGGUGGCUGGAAAAAAAAUGUGACGGUGGUAUACAUAUCUCGCGCGCGUAUUGGUUGCCGGCCCCAGGCGUUGUUCGACCUGUGGGGUGGUAGCCGUUGGAAGCCAGUGUUGUAUAGUAUACGCGUCUGUCGCUAGGGGCUACCAUACAUGUACCCUUUAUUUUUUUAUUUUUUGGUUGGUGCACUUAGCCAACUUAGUUCAUCUGUGGCUGAGACAGGGACACUAAGGAGAAACACUAAAGACUUGAGAGUAUAGACGUGGCGUAUGGCUUCUAAAGACUGUUCGGCAUCGCUCUGGCUAAUGAUGUUGGUCAUUUGCCGCUAAUCUGAAAGACUAAACUUCCCUGUCUGAAUGUCGUGCCGAAAAACCCGCGCCGGCGAUGUCUCUGUGACGUCAUAGGUUUCCCAAUAUUGUCCUCGCAAUUCGAUUCUUCCUGUUCUUUUAGGGGGAAGGGGGGGGGGGGGUUAAAGUGUUCUCCCAAAAGCAUUGCCAGGUUGAGCAUUCGCCUACUUUCGAGUGAAAUGUAGUCUUUCUUUAUUAGAACAAUCACACGAACGCCACCAGACGCUGCGAAAUCCGAUGACGUCAGAGAGAGUUGGUGCGCAAACUUUACGAUGGCGUCGCCAUCGGCGUUUUUGCUUAUUCGUCCUUUCCUGCCAACGGCGUCACAGAUAAUGGCGAGAGUGAUCUAUCUUGUAUUGCAGAAGUGUUAUCUAUAUCAAUCUUGAUAUUCAAUUAGUGUUUUUCUUUUGUGUCCCUUUGAAUGUAUGCAGAAGCUGUGAUACGGUGGUGCAUAUCGCCGGUAUACCGGCUCACUAGAUCUAACUCCAACUACCUAUGAGUUUCAAAUAUAGAGUUCGCCCUACACGUAAGAUGCUUAGACAGAAAAAAAACUAAUUUACCUUGAAAGUCCUUUACAAAAGCGCGCGUAUGCAGGACACCAAACGCUCACAGCACUUUGUGGCCACUGGACUGGGAUAAAAGUGAGGGUGCUGUAAUAUAGUUUAGUCUACCCGUAUAGGCGUAUUACAAUUUACGUAAUACAGCAAAACGUAGACGGGAGCAGCAGUGCUGGUGGCUCCAUCUUGUGACUUAGAGUUCAAUUAAAGCUCACGUGCGGGAUUAUAUAUUGCAACUAAGGAUUACUAUUGGCACAUGCACCAGCAUAAUCAUUCGCAUAUCGUGACUUUUUUUUGCGAGAAGUCUUGCAACGGAAAAGCUUUCGUAACGAAUUGUAGUUCUCGCGGGAUCGAAUCCCGGCCACGGCGGCCGCAUUUCGAUGGGGGCGAAAUGCGAAAACACCCGUGUACUUAGAUUUAGGUGCACGUUAAAGAACCCCGGGUGUUCUAAAUUUCCGGAGUCCCCCACUACGGCGUGCCUCAUAAUCAAAUCGUGGUUUUGGCACGUAAAUCGCCAUAAUGAAAAAAUGAUGAAACGAAUUGUAGUUCAACAAACCACCAAAAGGCGUCGCAACCAGCGCUUCUUCUGCCAUCCCCGUCUUCCGUGUUCCGCCAUUCCGUAAACUCCGAUAAGUGCAUGGACAGGAUAUAAAGUCUCAAUAUCGGAGUGUACUAUAACGGCGUCGUUACACCCGAAUCUAAGAAUACUUUGUGACUGCUUAAAGUCAUCCUGUUGAAAAAUGUGAGAGAAACUUCAGCUUGAACGAUUUCUUUUCCCCUCUUAUUUACCCGGUUACCUCGACUGGGCUUUAUUUCGACGAGGAACAAGAUGAAAUAUACUACAGGGGUUUUACUAUGCUUUCGCCACAUUUUGUGUUCUUCGCUCUCUUUUACUAACAUCAUUCGCACAAGACACUACUAUAGGAAUACUUUCUUUCCUGGCAACAUCAGUAUAUUUUCACUUGACAGACUCACCACCAAUCAACAACAACCACUGUAAUGUCAGGAAACGUUUUCUACGGCCACUGCUGACAUGAAUUGAAUGCUGUUCGAUGCGAGUUGUUAAUAAGCUAGAAAAAAUGUGUGGUAUUGGGGGUAUAGAGGUGCCCCACAAGUGUUUUCACCGCUGAAGUUCGUCACUUAUUCGUACAUAUUUUAUAGUAUAACAAAUAAAACGGGCAUAGCGCUGUAAGCUUCGUUCGCACGCCAUUGAAUUGAUCGCCGGAAUUCGAUCAGGCCCGCAAAUGGAACGCCGUCAGGCGAGACGACGUUUCUCCUACAUGGAAUGCGUUGAAAGAGCCACUUAUGUCAUAUCAUGUUAAAUAUACGUGUUUUGUGACAUCUGCGUCGCUCCUACUGUUAUACUGCGUGCUUAACUGGCAUGUCACGACAUGUGUACCAGUUUCAGUUGGCACAUGACGAUGGUGCGCAAACCAUGUCAACUGAUGUGCAGCUAGCUGUUCGAUUGCGCUUCUCUUCCGUUUCUUUUUUUUUUCUCGACUGCUUACUGCUUUUUGUCAUGUUCUUGGCGUAACGACACUCUCCCGCGACCGGCCGAUGACAAUGCUGGCACUAUCAGUCAUACGUGGUGUAGACGUAGAUAUUUUCUGUUGCUCUAGCUCCUCCGAGCAUCUCUCUUUCAAAAUAAUGUGGCACUGAAAAUGGAAGCGUUGAUCGAAGCUUUUUCUGACGCUCGGUGCUGCCUUUCAGGUCGGGCAGAUGACGCGUUGGCGCCAAGGGACAUGUUUACCCGGGGCGCGUGCGUUUGCGGCAUCGUGCUCCUGAUUGGCCGACGCUAGCUGUGCCACUCCCGCUCCAGUGUCACGUUCUUGUGACGCAGAGUGUGGGAGACGCUGCCGGUCAGAUACCGGCAGGCGCGCGUUAGGUCCUUGAUGUUUUGUGUUUGCGAGCUUUCUUUUGUACGGUUACCACGCGGGCAAGAAAAGAGCGUUAUUUCGUGACCGCUGCUUUGUCCAUAAGCUAGGUAUGUAUGUCUGCGCCAUAUCUGACGGCGAUCGCGGCGCCACGUAGUGUGAUCAUUGCAAGACAGCGAGUUCUGGACUGUCCUACCGCGUGAUGCAACACGUCACGCGUUGCUGUCGACUUGCGAGAAGGUUUGCGGCGCGCAGCAGUCAAUGAAGAAUGACUCAAAUACCUCGAUUUAAUGGAGGCAGCGUGUAGAAUAGCCUGAUCGACGGAACCAUGACCUCUGUUGUGCUAAAUGCGGCUGGUGGCGCCAUAAGCGUAGUCAGAUAUGGUGACUCUGUCUGCUUUUUUUUCCCAACGUCAGUACGAAACGGACACUGCAUAUCUUGAUAAGGACGUUGCCUGGAAUCUGGUGAAACCAUAUCACUUCCUCGAGAGGGUGUUAUAUGCCUCAUGCAUCUUCGUCUCAACUCUCCAUGCUGGUCCUGGAGCUUUCUCGAGUACUACUGUAAAGAUGGGGAUGUGUCGGGCCAACCUUGUACGAUGUACGGCCAAUGUAGCCCGACAUUGGGCCUACAUCGGUUUUGUUUCCUGGGCUGCUAGUAUCUGUCAUCGCAUGAAGCGCGCAGCUAUCCGUAAAAGUGCAGUGGUGUUUAUUUUCUACUGUUUUUUUUUUCUUCUGCGGAGUUUCUCUUUUUUUUCAUUUCGGUGAACUUCACAGAAAGUGGGCGCCAUUUUUUCUCCACUUGGCGCACGCUACUUCAUUUCCGCUUUGGUACAUGGCAGGGGGGAUUUCUUGCGUUCACGGAAGUUUACAACCUCCAUUUGAAGGGUUUAUUGUAUACACUUGUAACGACGUACGUGAAUAUAAUAUACAUAUGUCUAUUUUGUACAGAGGUGACAAAUAAAAGAUAUAUGCCACUGUUGA
Molecule: messenger RNA, 11311 nt
Organism: Dermacentor silvarum
Lineage: Eukaryota; Metazoa; Arthropoda; Arachnida; Ixodida; Ixodidae
Product: extracellular serine/threonine protein CG31145
Exons: 12
Coding region: 1-1845 (614 amino acids)
Biological process (GO): protein phosphorylation
Cellular component (GO): Golgi apparatus
Molecular function (GO): protein serine/threonine kinase activity
Source: RefSeq, a predicted model, not a curated record